Messenger RNA from Falco peregrinus (peregrine falcon), 12739 nucleotides. RefSeq names its product sphingomyelin synthase 2 (gene SGMS2). Gene Ontology annotation, cellular component: endoplasmic reticulum membrane; Golgi membrane. The record is from RefSeq and is a predicted model, not a curated record. The transcript is spliced from 7 exons. Gene Ontology annotation, biological process: sphingomyelin biosynthetic process; ceramide biosynthetic process. Gene Ontology annotation, molecular function: ceramide cholinephosphotransferase activity; sphingomyelin synthase activity. The coding region runs from base 1114 to 2211 and encodes 365 amino acids. Lineage: Eukaryota; Metazoa; Chordata; Aves; Falconiformes; Falconidae.
UGUCUAACACAAAUAAAUUGAUCAUCAAAAGUGAUUAACAUUUUGAUCAGACAGUUACUAGAGAUUUGACAUUGGUUAAUGUGGUCUGAGGGGUUACUGCUUACGCAGGAAACAUGCAUUCCUGGCUUGCUGCAAUGUUUAGUAAAAUGUGUUUGCAUAAAAUACUAUGGAAGAUGUUGCAAUAUCAUUUUUUCCUUCAUACUGUAAUUUAUGGUGACGAUUACAAAUGGGAUUAGAAGUAGAAGAGGGAAAUGCCAAAUAUAUAGAAGGAGAAAAAUGUCCUGGUGAAGAGAUUCAGCAUUGAAAUUUCUUGACAAAAACCCUACGGAAUCUACAUUCUUGCAGAUACUCAAAACUGGACUGGACAGUCCCAAGCAGCUUGAUAGAGCUUUACAUUUAGCCCUGCUUUGAUAAAGGGUUAGACUGCAUGACCUCCAGAGAUGCCUUCUAACCUAACCUCUGCUAUAAUUUACAGUCAACUGCCUGUGCCCUGAAUUAAUUACAUUUCAGGCAGAGGGAAAGAUGGAAAUACUGUAGGCCAGACAAUUUAUAAUAGAAAAUGAAUACCCAGUAAAAAUUUAUGGGUUUGUUUCCACUUGUACUAUUUUAAAACUUACUUUCCAGACUGACUUGUUUGAAAUAUUUUUAAUGUGUUUCUAGGCUGAGCUGCUCCGUAUUAACUCUAAAAAAAGGCAUUUAUCACGGAAAGCUUGACCCAGAAUUAAUUUUAGAGGUGCUAGCAACGGCUGUUAUAAAGCCUCUUUUCCUGUUUACGGUGAAGGGAUUUAGUCCUUAAAACAGCUUCUGUUGGUACAUCGGUAAUCCGAAGUAAGAGACUUGCAAAAACCUUCUCAAGAGGUAGAGGGAGUAUCUGCUCAAUUUCUACUACUGAAAACUACUACAGGAUGAUACAGCUCUAGAGGAAAGAAAGAUUUGUCUUCACGAUUUGCUUUACAGUAUCUGAACAGCAGAAAGCACAAUGGACACGUUUUAGAGUUGCACAGAAAUCAAAAAUUAUCUAGGAACAAGAACAUUGGAUUUCCAGGAAUAACAUACUUCAGAGAGCCCAGAAACUUGUCAUUAGUUAACCCAGUUUGGCCAUACAGCUUGGGAAUGAAUACCAUUGAGACAGCAAAGCUCGAAGAGCAUAUGGAGGGUCAAAACAAUGACACUUCUAAUGGCUACUCACGACCUACUCUCUCAGUCAGUGAAGAGAACAAAAAUGGCACUAGCAAACCAAAGGGCUUGUCUAAUGGCUUGCGAAAAACAACAAAGAAGUAUCCGGAUUACAUCCAGAUUGCUAUGCCUGCUGAAUCUAGGAACAAAUUUCCUCUGGAAUGGUGGAAAACAGGCAUUGCCUUUGUCUAUGCUCUCUUCAAUUUGAUUCUCACAACUGUGAUGAUCACUGUGGUCCAUGAGAGAGUACCUCCAAAGGAGCUAAGCCCUCCCUUGCCUGACAAAUUUUUUGAUUACAUUGAUCGUGUGAAAUGGGCUUUUUCUGUAUCAGAAAUAAAUGGAAUAAUACUACUUGGAUUAUGGAUAUUCCAGUGGUUGUUUCUUAGAUAUAAAUCAAUAGUGGGACGCAGGUUCUUUUUUAUAAUAGGAACUUUGUAUCUGUACCGCUGUAUUACCAUGUAUGUUACCACCUUACCUGUGCCUGGAAUGCAUUUUCAGUGUGCACCAAAGUUGAACGGAGAUUCUCAGGCAAAGGUUCAGAGGAUCCUGCGACUGAUUUCUGGUGGUGGUCUAUCCAUAACAGGAUCACAUAUCCUGUGCGGAGACUUCCUGUUUAGUGGUCACACUGUGGUACUAACACUGAUCUACCUGUUCAUCAAAGAGUAUUCACCACGUCAUUUCUGGUGGUAUCACUUAAUCUGCUGGCUAAUGAGUGCUGCUGGCAUAAUUUGUAUCCUUGUUGCUCAUGAACACUAUACUGUAGAUGUCAUCAUUGCUUACUAUAUCACUACACGGCUUUUCUGGUGGUAUCACUCAAUGGCUAAUGAAAAGACUUUAAAGGUCUCUUCGCAGACAAAUUUUCUCUCUCGAGCAUGGUGGUAUCCAAUAUUUUAUUUCUUUGAGAAGAAUGUGCAAGGCUCUGUUCCUUGCAGCUUUUCCUGGCCAAUAUCUUGGCCUCCCAGCUGCUUCAAAUCUUCAUGCAAGAAGUAUUCACGGGUUCAGAAGACAGGAGAGGACAAUGAAAAAUCUACCUGAAGAAGGAAAGCAUCUGCUCUGUUUUUUUUUGUUUUUUUUUACCAAAACAUUAAUGCUGUAACCAAAGCUCUUAAGAGGACUACACUGUAACUGAAGAAGUGGACCAAGCUUCUGUGCAAUUGAUUGGAAAGACAAUUGUAGGCACACAUAUUGCCAUUUCAUAUGUUUUCCUAUCAUCAGGCUGUACAGACAUAUUCUACUCUUCAGUGCUAACAGAAUGCACCACAGAUGGGAUUUUUUUAUUGAAGAAAAUGGAGCAGGACUUUGCUUUACUAAUGAGAUAGAGGUGCCAAAGACCACAUUAACACUUUCAUUAGUAAUUAUCACUCAUCCACAGAAGCACCCAAAAAUCUCAUCUUCAGAGUUCUUGAGUGCGUAAGGGCAAAACCAUGCUAAAAUGUAAAGGCAUGAUAUUGGCGUAUUGAGGUAUAUAUAUAUAAAAAAAAAAAACAACCAAAACACUUACGGGAAGUGGUUUGUUACAUUAUUCUUGCUAAUGAAGGUAAGGCCUUUGCGUGACUGCUACAGCUGGAAGAGAGUCUUGACUUUUUUACACUCUGUGGGUAUGAAUAUCUUAAGACCCUAAAAUACUACACCACCAUUAUCUCCCAUAUAUUCUAUUAUAUACCAAUUUUUACAUUUUUAUUAGUAAUUUUAUAUUUAAACUGUUGUGCUACCUGAUGACUUUGCAAAUUAGGACUAGCUGCUAACAUAAGAGCUCAAGGAGCCUAAAACUUUAUUUUUAAAAAAGGACACAGUUUCAAAGUCUAAGUCUUCUUGGCCUUGUGCAUAUAGCUAUACAGUGCCUAUCAGUGUAUGUACAUGCAUAUACACACAAAGCACACACUGUUGUGUAGUUGAACACAUUAAAACUGCUUACUGGAAAGAGUGAUCAUAUGGUUCUUAAUUCAGGCAAAAGUCCUACAGAUCUCACCUGCUUGAGGAAUGCAAGGCCAGGUCCAAAAUGGGGCUAUAUUUAAAACUUUUUAAUUUUAGUAGCUAUCUCUUGCUGAAGCUAUGUAUAGCAAGUUUGCUUGGGAGCCAUACUUCUGCAUUGGAUUUCUUUUUUACUUGUUGGCAUGCAUUUCUGUGACUUAAAAAAAAAAAGUGCCAAGGUGAAUACCUUCAACAGUAGCAUUUCUUUAAUUACCUAAAACCAUUUCAUAUUAAAUGACAGUGUGGUAGGAGUCACAUGUGGAUUCUUUUUUUUCCUAGGGUUUCAGUCCAACUAAAAUACCUAUUUCAGCAAGCUGGCUGGGCAUGUGGGAAACUACCAUGGCAUAAACAUGUAACAAACCCACAAAUUAACAGCUACCUGGUUCUGAUGUUUUUUUAUUGUUUUGUUUAGCAUACCAUGUUUAACCCUUUAUGCUCUGUGUUAAGUUCUGCAGUUAACUGAAUUUUAUUUUCAAAUCUUCAGUAAAACUUGAUAGAAAAGAUAAAACUGCAUUAAGUGUUGAGGUGAUACUAAUAUAAAGGAAAUGCUGCUUAUUUUAAGAAUGUCUUGAACUGAGUGACAAGUGUGAACAUAAUUUAAUAACUUGUUUUUAAAAAGCCCAGUUGUAGUUAUAAAAUGCAAUAGAGAGUAUUCAAAUAGGAUUUUUUUUUCAGUUAAGGGGAUCAGUUGCUAUGAGUUGUACAUGAAAAUAUUAUUGAUGUGCAUUUCAAAUAUUUUUGUGCAUUAUCAAAGUAAUACAAUAAACAAUGUUCUUUACAAUACAUCCUUGGUAAAACUUAGCUAAGAAAAAAAUUCUGCUGGUGUUUGGUUUUGUUAUUUUAAUUACACUUCUUAAAUCUUAUAACAUGCCCCUAUAAGUUGUGUGUGUGUGAGCAUACCUGUAUUUUCAUUUGCUUGCUCCUGGCAGACCUUGAGCAGCUAAAAAGCCAGUAUCAAAACAUUUAUGUGAAAGUCCUUUUUCUGUAUCAUAUAAAUAAAUCUGUUCAAUGUCAGUCUGUAAAUCUCCCAAGAUACUUGUUAUAUCAAUAUUACUUCAUAGAGCAUAAUUUUUUGAAGUUGAAUUCUAAGAUUUGUGAUACCUUAAAUAUCAUAAUGUUAAGCCGCUUAUUACAAUACCAUCUUUUAGAAAUCGUGAAUGCAUUUCACUAGUGAUAACCAUGCCUUGAAAAUAUGAUGAUGAAAAGUGUUCCAGUAAGGAGCUUAAACAGUGGUUUGCAUCUGGUGGCUGAAUAAUAAAUACUUUGAUAGUUUAGAUAGCUAAUUGUCUGCAUAAUCACCACUGAGUCUCAGUGGGAUUUCUGUAAUGUAUCUGCAAAGGAGAACUUCUUCAUGCAGGAUGAGCUGUUUGGUGUUUUUACUUAUUCCUGUUUCUGGAAGGAAAAAAAUAAGUGAUAAAAUAGAAGCAAGUAGAGAUUAUGCUCUUGUUGGGCAAUAUGAGCUUUCAUUCUACUGCUGAAUUUGAUAGAAACUAUUGUAAUAUAAAAGGAAAGUUUAAAUGGCAGCCCUAGCUCAAAAUACCUAGCUUAAAUUCCUGUUCUGGCUCAGCCUUACCUUAAGUAUUUAAAUUUUCUCCAUUUUAUCAAAGCCCUCAAAAGGGUGUGUGUAUUUGAUUAGCAGAAAAAUCCUACUUGUCAACUUCCAACAGGUUUACAUUGCUUUUGCAAACUUGGAUGCUAUAGAUGUAUUUGAAGACUCUUUAGGCCUAUAAGUAAGAUGAUGAAAUGGGGUAAGCAAUGGUAUAUGCUAGUGCUUACUGCUAUAGUAGUUUAUCCAAUACAAACCACAGCUGGUACAUAAAAUUAUUAAUUUUAAGAAUGUAGUGAUCACUGUAUAUAAACACUACGAAGCUGAAAACCUGGCUUCACCCUAAGGAAAAAGGAUUGCAGUGGGUAAAAGAACAGGAGGAACUCAGACUUCACUUUAAUGUACUGAACAAGCCUACUGAGUCCAGGCUUAUUUGGGCUGUAUAUGCCCAAUGUUUUGCAGUAUGCCGCUACAAUUACUUUUCCUAGAAUUACAAUAACAAUCUUUCUUACAGAUGUCAUAUGAGCUGCACUUUUACUGUUAGUAGAGAGAAAGAGCAUUUUAUUUAUACUGAAAAGCAUUUAUAUGUUGAACUUCCCAGACACUUAAAAAAAAAAUAUAUAUAUAAGGCACUACACUUGCACAGCUAGUGUAUCAGUAUGGCUUAGAUGCUGUUGGGUGCUUUGCAUUUAUGAAACAAGCUUUCUUAAAUGCCUUUCCUAAAUUUAAACCUGGUUUUAAAAGGUUAACUUGAACAUUUAAAGAAAUGUUCUGCUAUGUAGUCAUGCUACAGAUGCUUCAUUCCAAUGCCAGAAAUGAUUAACAUACACUUGAAACUACUGUGAACUGACUUUAUGGUAUGUGCUCAGCACUCCCAUGUGGACAUAAAUGGUACUAAACGUUAAUCGUUCUUACUUGCUGUUUUCUUGGAAAGAUAACUAGAAGUGGGGCAGUAACAUCACUAUGAACUCUGGUACUGGAUUUGCUUCCCCCCUUUAAAAGAAUGGGGGAGGAGAGAAGGAAGAAAAAUAAAGUUAAGACUAUAUGUUAAGAUACACUAUCUUCACAUAAUAAAUAAAGCUCAGACACAGAACUGGGAAGUAUUUUAAGAGAUAAUUUUCUUAGAUUAUUGAAAAAUCUACUUAUCUGUAUCUUAAAUCAGAAUCUGUUCAAACUUUGGCUUUCUCUUAUUGUUAGUAUCUGGCUAGACGAUUCAUCCAUAGUUGUCUGGUACUAACACAAAACCUUUUUCUCACUUCAGUAGAUAUGAAGUAUGAUUUCCAUUUCUAGAGGCCAGAUCCAUUAACUGCAGUGCAAGGUGAAUUCUUCCCAUUUAAAUGAACUUUCCCAUGUUUGUUUUUUUUAACUUUAAAAAAAUACUGUCUUAAGGUUGUGUCCAAUGAAUCUUUAUCAGAUGAACUGAAAUAGUUCUUAACUGGCAGAUUUUAAAAUCAUCUUGAUAUUUUUGACAAGUAUGUGUUUUGGCAUCACCUAGAAGUCUUCUAUAGACGCACAAAAUUAGAGUGAUACUGUAGGAUUGAACACUUCUGAAUGUAAAUGUUUGAUUUUACAAUGCCUGGUAUAGAUGUCUUUAAUUCAGUUAUUAAAAAAAAGUUACUCAAAAAUACUGCUGUUGGAUAACUUUCAAAUAAGUGUUGCUGCUGAAGUGCACACAAGAAAAAUAUCCUAGUGUGCCACUAAAGUAACUUUGCUUAUAAGUUACCCUUCAUAUGCUACUCUGUGGUGCUUCCCAGUGUCCAAAAAAAAAAAUCGUGCUGAGAAACUGAGAAUGAAGACAGGCUUUUAUUCUAGUAUUGACAAGAAAAAGGAAGGAAGAAAAAAACAUUUAAGUAGAUGGUGAUCAUAUAUUGCCUUUUACAUGGAACUGAGCUAAAACUACACCUAACUUCUGAGUAAUGUAGAAUUAAAUUGUUUAUGUGUAAUAGCGCUGCAAAUCCUAUAAGGAAACAGGCAGUAAUAAGCACUUAAUUCUACAGUACCGGGGUGUGUCUGUGCUAUGGACUGUGCUAGUUCUCGUCCAUAACCUACAAUAUAAAAAUAAAAGUCAACGUAGUGAGAGAUGCUUGGAGAUUGUAAAAUAUUUUAAUAUGAUUAGCAAUCUUCAUAAGCUGUUCCUCCAGGCUGUCACUAACAGCUUCUAAAACAAGAACGAUGUGUUUUUUCUAGCUGGCUCACUUUUCUAUGAAUUGAACCACUUGAUUACAUCUUAACCCAGAAAGAUGCACAUAAAAAAUUCAGGAUAGGUAGAGGCAAUUUAAAUACUGUAGGAAAAAGUGCUGGUUCUGAACUCAUCUUUUAUUUUGGCAGAUAAUCUUUCCUAACAAACACUUAAAUACCUGAAUGAUGUUUUAAGGUAAAGUAAUGAUAUUGUGUGGUCUCUAGUGUGUAUCUAAAAUACUGGUGUUGAGGAUUCUUUCUCUCCUGGUGAAAAUUAGCACUUAAAAUCAGGAAGAUUUGACUUGUUUUUGACAAAUAUUUUAAUUCCUAAGGACCUGGAGUUUAGUAAAUACUAUAAGAAGUUUGUUUUCUGUGGCUCUUUGCUGUGGGCUGCCCUUUAAGUUAAAGAAACAACCCAGGUAGGAGGAGAGGGCAAACCAGUCUUGCUGGAAGUAGUUGUUUGAAUUUUUGAAUUGAAAUUCUAUCUGCUACAUUCUACAGGUAGUCUUUUACAUACCACAGUGGAAAAAAGAUGCUGUAUUACACUACUAUAUUUAGUGUUCAUUCUUUUUCAAAUGAUUCUGUAUUGGUUGGCCCAGUCCUUCCCCUAGAUGAGCGAGUGGUUUUGUUCCUUACUUGCAGUAUGGUUAGUCAUAACUGGAUUUAGUUCUGGUAAAUUACAAUGGAUCUACAUUUUUUCCAUUUACUACAGUGCCUAAAGCCUCUAUGCAUGGGUUUCUUCUAGCAGAAAUACUCUUCUUUCAAGCUAUAUCUAUAUAAUAUUAAUUCCAGCUUUUGUGUUAGCCCUCUGCAAAGUAAGGUCUUUAGGAGGUCAGCAUUUGUGAAACUCUAAAGACUUAUUACAGAAGAAUAUCCUUUGUGCCAGUUCAGAUUAAUUUUCAUCAAAUAACUUCGAAAAGUUUGGAGGUGACUUUUGCUGUUUGUUUUUUUUUUUAAUUAAAAGAAAAGCUGGUCGGAAAGUAGUCUGAAGUAAAAGCAUCUUGAUCAGCUGGGGGACCCAGGCACCAUGCACACACGUGUGUGCAGAGAGGUUCUCUGGCAUACACAAUGUUGGAUGCAGUACACAGAGGCUUCUCUGGGAAGAUAAACUAGGUUGUACUUACAUAGCAGGCUGUGAGCCACCUUCACUUGUCCUUUUGAGCUCCUUUCAGACUGAAAGCACAGUACCAAAGGUGGCAAUAGCUAAGAAGUGCAGUGAAGAUCACUUCCAAAACCAGAAAAUUAAGAAAGUGGCUUAAAAUGCAGACCACUGUAAAACCAGUCAGACAGCAGUAUUCUAAUUCAAUGGAGUAUAUAAUCUGGUGGUACUUCAAGCAUGUGAGUUGCAUCUAAAAUGAGUGGGUCUGUUUUCCUUUUGAAAUUAUUAUUUAUUUUUAAUUAGAGAUGGUAGGACUACUGAGAAUAUAAAGAGUAUCAGUAUCUGCCUGCUUGCUUUUACCUCCACCAGUGAGUUGUUUGUAUAUGGACCUUAAACAAUAUUGCUAAACUCCAGCUUCUCUUUCAUUUUGAGUAACUUAUUAUCAGUGCUUUGUUACUUCUGUAAAAAUUGGGUUUGCAUUCCACUUUUUUCAUAGUUUGUUGCCACUUAGAAUGCUGCUUUUACACUUUAGCCUAGGCUGCUUUGGGCUCCUGUCUUACUUAAUCUGCUUCUAUUAACUGCCUUUUCUAAAUGGCUCAAUACGGAAGAGUAGGAUUUACAUUUCAGAAGGCUCCAAAACUAACACUAAAGCUAGAACGCAUUCUCAUCAGACAUAUCUUUGCACAAUUUGAAACUUGAAAUUAUUUUCAAGUACAAAACCUAACAUUCUAAGUGCAUACUUCUUAUCUCAGGAAUCAAUUCUUGCUCUUUAAAUGUUUAGAACAUUUGUUUGUGUUUAUCUUCCUGAUUCAGGAAAGCAUGUGUGAGGUGUAAAAAAGAUACAAUUCUGGCAGUUUUAUGAAGUCAGGGUCACACCGAGGAACCUGAAAGUAAAUGAGGAAAUAAUGGUUUGAUGGCUGUGGUUCUCCUUUCCAUGUGAUUUUGAGAACUCUAAAGGUUUCUGUAAAAAAACAGUACAGGCGCAGUUGCUUUUAACUGCAAUGUGGUUUCAUCCUCACUGGCUGACAGCUUUUCUUGUGUGAUUUCUCCUAGGUUGAAUCUGUAGCUCUGUACAUUAAUUGGAGCUACAUAUCCAACCUGGGAAAAACUAGGCAAGAAAAAGUGUUAGCUGCUGAGGAACUCUAAAUGGUAAUGUAGGAAUGCUGUAAUGCUUGCAUGAUAAAGAGCUAAUAUAUGCCUUUAGGGUCCAGUUCUGCAAAUGCUGUAAAGCAUAACGCUACAAGUGUUACUACUUAAACACAUUUUGUACUGUUUUCUAGUUUCUAGUAAUGUUUGCAAAUUGGGCCUCACUUUUACAUAAAUUGCUCAUAAUUAGCAAGAGUUAGCUUUUAUGUUGCGAAACUUUCAGGAUGACACUUUUUGUAGCAUGUCAGCAAUUUUGGUUAAGUGGAGACAACUGAGUGUUGUGGUUUGCUGUACACUAUGAGAUGAUACAAGAAUUCUGAUUUGUAAGAUGUUGUCUAUGUUCACUGUGUUUAAAAAAAAAAAAAAGCUAUUGCACUAGCUGUACUUUAAAAAAAGCAAUAAUGUGAGCAUCUUGUAGCUUUUCUCUCCAAAGGUGCUAUCUGUCAUGAUCACUUGCACUGUUGACCAUGAAUUUGGUAAAAACAUGUUAAAGAAAUUGUCCUAUGUGGUUUACUCAGCACAUACAACUUGAAACUUUUUAUGGUCAGCCUGUCUACUAACAAAUUAAAUACUUUGUACUACUUACGUGACCACACACAUCUUUAAAAAUCAAAAACCUCUGUCCAUUAUGGUGCUAAUGAACUCUUAAAAACUAUCAGGAGCUGAUAAUCCCUUCUUACCCAUUGAACCACUAAGGAAAGCUGUUGUGACAUCUUCUCAAUAAAGCAAAUUUUCUCUACAUUUUAAACCUGUUCCAAAUGCUUUUUAUAUAAAUGACCCUUUUUAUUUUUUUUAUGUAAAAACUGAAAAAUAUUAUAGUUAGUAUUUUUAAUGCAGGAAAUUGUUAGGAAUGUGUAUGGGUCUAGGAUUAAAUUUUCAUACAUGCUUAGGGUAGCUAAUCUUCUGAAACUAACACACAAGAAUUGUACUGGGUAGGAUUAAGGCUAAUAAAAAAGAAAGAAAAAAAAUACCUGGCUUCAUCAUCAUUGAAGCCUUGGAGACAGGAUGUGAAAUCGACAAAGCUGUAUGAGAACACUGAUUAUGUAGAUCCAUCUUUUGCUAAAACUUCUGAAAAACUAGCUCGUGAAGGAACGUGACCACAUAAACAUAUCUGAAGAACAGAAGUGAAACCUGACAAAACUAUCAAGGCAAUUCAUAGUAGGACAUCAUAAAAAUACAUGAAAGAGCCUUAAACUAGGAUUUGUUUAGACUUUGGAACAGCAAAGUAAUUUUCUAACUUGGUUGUAAAGCUUCACAGGCAACUUUCUCUUCAGAUGAAAAACUAACUUGUGUCUUUGGUCCCCAGGUUAUUAUUCAAUGUUGCAUAUAAUAGCAAUGCACUUCCAGAGCUUUUCAGGAAGCAUCUUUGGGCAGCAGUAUCUAUGCUUUCUCUCCAUAGAGAAUACGAAGCCUUUAGUUCUUGUUAAAGGCCCCUUCUCAACUUGCAGUUGUAAAAGCAUUUGUCUGUUAAGACAUUUGGAAAUGCUACUAUAGUCAACCCUGACAUAAGUAUUGCUACAGACACGUGAACGUGCAGAGUGCCGUGUCCAGGUACACACUGGUGAGUGUAGGAGGGAGUACAGUCUGGAUAACACUGUGGCACACUUCUGUGCUCUAAAGUAGCUGCAACCUGAAGUUUUGGUCACUAAACUGCUAUCUUUCAUAUACUGGAGUAAGUUCUCUUGAAUCAGUUGCUAGUACUUCAGGAAAUAAACAGGCUUCUCUGAGAUCUAUUUUAUGGAACUUCUGUGUCUGUGCAAAGAAUAUUACAGGUCUACAGUAACUUAGAGCAGAAACAAACCGACCAUCUAGAAUAAAAGCAGGGCUGGCUGUGGUUUUUUUGUUGAGUGAAGACGGAUAGUCUAGUAACAGUAGUCUAUUGUGUUUUGCUACUUGUCUCAGCACUUGCUUUAAUAGUAGGACACUUGACUGUUCUACCUUUCACGGCUCUUUCAUCCAUAACAGUUCUAACUCACACUGAAAUACAGCUUUCCUAUCUUAAUUACUAGAUGCUUCAGAGAAAAAGGGUUGUAUUUUAAUUUACAAAAAAAGGCAAUAUUUACAAAAACAGGUAAAUGGCUGUAUGCUUAAGUGCCCUGCAAAAACAAAACCUUUGUAAGCACGUGACAUGCACUUGUGAUGUGAGUGGAUUUUUAGCAUUAGCAUCUGCUGUGAGUUACAGGAAGAUGUUUGUCAGUGCACUAGUCUAACUCAGAAGUUUCAAAUAUUUUCAGUAUUCUCUUGAUAAAGAUAAUAUCUUUUCUGAAUAAAGUGCCUGUGAAAAUAAAAAUCCCGAAGUUGCCUGCAAACCUAAAUAAAGCAUAUAUAAAACACAGCCCACACUUGAAGAGAAGGGGUGCUAACUACAUAAAAUAACUGGUCAAUAGUUGUUAAGUGUUGAUAGGAUUCAAAGAUUAAGAUAAAGUUUGAGAAAUGAAUAUUAUUGCUUUUGAGAGUUUACUGUGUUAAUUAAAUUUCCAAUGUUUCUGCUUGGGCCUUAAUUCUGUAACUUGGUUAUCUUUAAAGAAAAAUGAGUUAACUUGAACUAUAUUUUUUAACACUUGUUUUAAUGAGUCUUCACUCUGCGUGUUUGCUUGUUACAUGGAGGUUUUGUCAUAUUUAGAGUCACAAAAUGCUUUGAUUACAUAAUUUAGAGCAAAAUAGUUUCAGGAAUGGGUUUUCCUUAAGUGCAGGUUUAAAUGUUAUGUUGGGGUUUUAUUAUUAUACUCAUACUAGAACAGAGGAGGCAAUGAUUUCCAACGAAGCAUUAUAGUGCUAAAACUUGUUAUGUAGUUAUAUGGGGUAUACAGAAUAUUAUUAAAGUGCUUGGUGAUGUUUUGCUGUUAAUUUUAUGCUUUAAGAAGAUGUUAUUUCUAUAAUUUCAACUGGGAAGACUGGCUCUAAUGUUGCAAUAACUCCCAUUAUUUUUAAGUAGAAACAUCCAUUUAAUGAUACUGCAGAGUAAAGUUUACAUUUCAUCAGCAAACUCACUUAAAAAUGGGAAAGUAGUUUCAUUUUUAUCAAAAUUAGUGUGAAAUGUAAUCAUUGGGCAACCUAGAAUUGGCCAUGUGCCACUUAAAGCCAAUCUUUCACCUGCAUGUGGAGGCAAGGAGAGAAUUUCUUUAUCUAAUGCUGCUUCUCAACUAGACUGAGAAGGAAGUGAGGCUGGAUGACACUUCUAUAAAGAAAAUAAGCAAAAAGAGUAAUGGGUUUCAGCUGUGCUGAAUAGCUUAGCUUAAGUGCAGAACUUAAACUCUCCUUGAGACCCAGAUUUAAAAUGUCUUUUGUUCAGAUAAAUUUUCAGCUGACUUUUUUCUGUACUUUUCUAAUAGAUGCAUUUUUUAUUGUUGUAUGUUGUAAUUAACCACUGCAUUUUUGCCAGAUAUGGUCACAAAAAAGCUGCAUUCUGUUCUGCCAAUUUAAAUCUGUGAUCUUAGUUUUUUCUACUUUAAUCCAUGGCUAGUAAAAUAUCCAUUUGCUGUUUGUUUAUAUUAAAGAGACAUUGCAGCCAGUUGCCUUAAUUGCUUGGAAGAAAACUGACCUUCACCAUUUGAAGCUCUAUGUAUUUCUAAAAUUCCUGUAACUUCUGUGUAAUUGCAAUAAAACCUUUCUAAUAUAGUUCA